AUGGCUUUUAGUUUCGACCUAGCCGUCAUCCUCCAGCGGGAGAGAAGAAGAACGAAGAGGAGACGAAGAGACUUGUGCAAGAGCCGCCAACCGAUACCGGAGAUACCUUUCGAUCUCGUGAUAGAGAUUCUCACGAGACUGCCUGCUAAAUCCCUUAUGAGGUUCAAAUCCGUCUCAAAGCUCUGGUCAUCCUUGAUUUGUUCGCGAAACUUUACCAACCGCCUGCUAAAGCUGUCCUCCCCACCGCGUUUAUUUAUGUGUUUGAGCUCCUCCGACAACAGCCACCUCAAAACUGUACUACUAUCAUUGUCUUCUCCUCCUGACUCGGACAUUACAAUGUCUUCCAGUGUAAUUGAUCAAGAUUUGACCAUGCCGGGUAUGAAAGGCUACCAGAUCUCUCACGUUUUUCGCGGCUUGAUGUGCUUGGUAAAAAAAUCAAGUGCCCAAAUAUACAAUACCACGACUAGACAACUUGUUGUCUUACCUGACAUAGAAGAAUCCACCAUCUUAGCUGAAGAACACAAGAGUAAGAAGAUCAUGUACCAUAUCGGACACGAUCCCGUUUAUGAUCAAUAUAAAGUGGUUUGCAUAGUUUCUAGAGCUAGUGACGAAGUUGAAGAGUACACGUUCCUGUCAGAGCAUUGGGUCUUGCUACUAGAAGGAGAGGGAUCACGUAGAUGGAGAAAAAUAUCAUGCAAAUAUCCACCACAUGUUCCUUUAGGACAAGGAUUGACUCUCAGUGGUCGUAUGCAUUACCUCGCUUGGGUGCGUGUGUCGGAUAACCGUGUGCUUGUGAUUUUCGAUACUCAUUCUGAAGAAUUUAGUAUGCUCCAAGUACCUGGAGAUAUCUUUUGGAAAUAUAAUGGUCUUCUAGAAUACGGUGGGAAAAUAGCUAUUUUAAACUAUACCAAAGUUGAUAUCGAAGGUGUGAUGGAACUAUGGGUUGUGGAAGAUGAAGAGAAGAAUCUUUGGAGCAGUAAGAUAUUGGUGGUCAAUCCUUUGCAACUGCAGAUGGUCAAUAGCAUUAUUAGUUUGACGGUACUAGGAACAACUCGAAACGGCGAAGUUAUCUUGGUACCUGGUCCUGAAGACAAAACUGUUUUCAACAUUUUACUCUAUGAUUUACAAAAGAAUCAUAUUAGAAAAAUCGAAAUCAAAGGAGGACCAGACCGCUAUCUUAACAAUAUUUGGGAAGUCGUUGGAAUGGAUGAUGUUGAGAACUUAAUGUAUCUUUAAGUUCAUUGGCUUGUGUGUUAAUUUUUUUUCUUUUUUACCAAUUUGUUUUUCUAUUAUUUUAGUUGUUUUGUUAUGCUACCUAAUUUAAUUGUGAAGAAUUCG
Molecule: messenger RNA, 1338 nt
Organism: Arabidopsis thaliana (thale cress)
Lineage: Eukaryota; Viridiplantae; Streptophyta; Magnoliopsida; Brassicales; Brassicaceae
Product: F-box and associated interaction domains-containing protein
Exons: 1
Coding region: 1-1236 (411 amino acids)
Source: RefSeq, marked reviewed